Molecule: messenger RNA, 609 nt
Organism: Penaeus vannamei (Pacific white shrimp)
Lineage: Eukaryota; Metazoa; Arthropoda; Malacostraca; Decapoda; Penaeidae
Source: RefSeq, a predicted model, not a curated record
AUGGAUCACCACAGACCCCACAGACCUCCCUCGGACUCAUAUCCUGGAGCACUGCUUGAAGACAGGGAUUCGCGGAGCUCUAAAAACGUCAUGCAAACAGAGUCAAAGGAGCCAUAUUGGGCCGCGGGAAACUGUCAAGUCACCGAGGACGUAGAGACUGAGACAAACUGCCUUGUCGAUACCAAAGACUGGUCAGAUUGUGGAGAAGACUUACUCGCCUGCCUCACGGACUAUGAUGUGAUAUCAGUACAGUGCUUCUCCAUUCCUCCAAGAGAAACUCUUGAAGAUAUUGAAAAUUAUCUGCUCAAGUCCCAAAAUGACACAGAAAUCCCUUAUCCAUCCUCAAAUUCCACAACUCCCGCUCCCUCCACACUCAAAGUGACUGCCUAUAUCCAUUAUCCUCCAACUUAUAUUCCCCCUAUACCCCUUCCUCUUACUCCCUCCCAACACAGCCCAUCCCCCACAGCUCCAAUUACUGCCGAUAUCAAUCCUCCUCCUACUCAUAUUCCCCCUACACCCCUUCCUCCUGCUGCCUCCCAAUACAGUCCAUCCCCGCUGUUUGUUUACUUUGGUUCUGAAUUACCCUCUGUGUCCAAAGGAAAUGUUUAG